AUGGCGUUCUCACCGCUCCUCUGUGAUGCUAUGCCUCUGGCGACCGCAGCGGCCACGUCAGAGGAUCCGUCAUCACUCAAAGGACAGUCGAAACUCCAGUUUCAGAUAUACACCCCGAAGGACCUACCGCCGUUGUUGGCGUCCAAGCUGAGGUACUUUGAGACAGGCGCGCAACGCGAGAACAGCAAAGUCAAGUACGAAACGCAUCCAUCCCCGAAUGGCGAGUAUGUGCGUCACACCAUCUCGGUGCACGAUGCUGGCGCUGUGGAGUCCCUCAUGGACCAGGCGUCUGGCGCCGUGGCCUCGCAAGACAAGACCACGUCGCCGUCCUUUCUCAAGUCCGCCCUCCAAAAUUUCGGUCAAUCGACCUUCAACUUUGUGCUCGGCGGUUUUGCCGGUGCCACAGGCGCUGCGUUUGUGUAUCCUAUCGACUUAGUCAAGACCCGAAUGCAGAACCAGCGCUCGAACGCCGCAGGUGAAGUCAUGUACCGCAACAGUCUCGACUGUGCACGCAAGGUGCUGCGCAAUGAGGGCUUUCUUGGCUUCUACUCGGGUCUGCUUCCGCAGCUGCUGGGUGUGGCCCCUGAAAAAGCCAUCAAGCUCACGAUGAACGAUCUCGUGCGUUCCUUAACCAUGGACAAGGACGGUCAUGUGUCACUUGGCGCUGAGAUCCUCGCUGGUGGUGUGGCCGGUGGCUCCCAGGUCAUAUUUACCAACCCGCUCGAAAUUGUCAAGAUCCGCCUGCAGGUCCAGGGUGAAUCGCCGAAUCCCAGCAAGGUCAAAUCUGGCGCGAUACACAUCAUUCGCAGCCUCGGCCUCAUGGGUCUGUACCGUGGCGCGGGUGCCUGCUUGUUGCGCGACAUUCCAUUCAGCGCCAUCUACUUCCCAGCGUAUGCACAUCUGAAGCACGACUACUUCGGCGAGCGUCCCGACCACAAGCUCUCGUUCGGCGAGCUGAUGGCCGCAGCAUCCAUCGCAGGUGUACCAGCUGCGUUCCUGACGACGCCUGCCGAUGUAAUCAAGACACGCUUGCAGGUCGAGGCACGCAAGGGCCAGGCGACGUACUCGGGCAUUAGCGACUGCUUUGCCAAGAUUCUCGCCAACGAGUCGCCAACGGCGUUCUUCAAGGGCUCUCUGGCUCGUGUCCUGCGUUCGAGUCCGCAGUUUGGUGCAACGCUCGUGGCGUACGAGUACCUCAAGAAGUUUAUUCCGUCGCCAUUCGAAACCAAAGACCAAACGAUCAAGUCCAUUGUGAACCACGAAGACUUCCAACAGGCGCAAGAAGCCCUAUCGCUCUUUGCGGUCAUCCACCGCGCUGCUCGCUCGUCAUAG
Malassezia restricta is the source of this 1332-nucleotide messenger RNA. RefSeq names its product solute carrier family 25 (mitochondrial aspartate/glutamate transporter), member 12/13. The record is from RefSeq and is a predicted model, not a curated record. The coding region runs from base 1 to 1332 and encodes 443 amino acids. The transcript is spliced from 2 exons. Lineage: Eukaryota; Fungi; Basidiomycota; Malasseziomycetes; Malasseziales; Malasseziaceae. Gene Ontology annotation, biological process: malate-aspartate shuttle; aspartate transmembrane transport; L-glutamate transmembrane transport. Gene Ontology annotation, molecular function: L-aspartate transmembrane transporter activity; L-glutamate transmembrane transporter activity.